Molecule: messenger RNA, 4590 nt
Organism: Aspergillus versicolor CBS 583.65
Lineage: Eukaryota; Fungi; Ascomycota; Eurotiomycetes; Eurotiales; Aspergillaceae
Exons: 8
Coding region: 1-4590 (1529 amino acids)
Biological process (GO): triglyceride catabolic process
Cellular component (GO): cytosol; membrane
Molecular function (GO): sterol ester esterase activity; triacylglycerol lipase activity
Source: RefSeq, a predicted model, not a curated record
AUGUUCAAGCCCAGGCUUAGGCUAGGGCAUUUGUCCACUGUCCGAGCUACUGCAAUCAGACGCUUUGCGACAGAGGCGCGGUUAACUUCGGACCAUGUCCGCAUUGUCGAAGUAGGACCUCGCGACGGGCUUCAAAACGAGAAAAAGUCCAUAUCGCUCGAGACAAAACUAGAGCUUAUCUCAAAGCUUGCUAGAACUGGCGUAACAACAAUUGAGGCAGGUUCUUUCGUGCCUGCAAAAUGGGUGCCCCAGAUGGCUAGUACUGCAGAAAUAUGUGAGCAGCUGUUACAAAACCCACCGCAGUCACAAAACGCCAUUGCCUACAAUUACCUUGUUCCGAAUGUCAAGGGGUUGGAGGGCCUAAUCAAAGUCAUGGACUCAACUGGCGUAUCCGCGAGCACAACAGGAACCACGACCAAACCCCCAACGACCACAGAGGUCUCUUUAUUUGCCGCAGCUACAGAAGCCUUCUCCAAGGCCAACACCAAUUGCACUAUCGAGGAGUCGCUGAACCGCAUUCGCCCAAUCGUAGAACUGGCCAAGACAAAAGAUAUCCGGGUUCGUGGAUACGUUUCUGUUGCACUGGGAUGUCCCUACGAGGGCCCAGACGUUUCUCCCGCAAAGGUAGCUGAUAUCACAGCGACCUUGCUCGAAAUGGGAGCAGACGAAGUGUCGGUGGCCGACACCACUGGAAUGGGGACCGCACCCCGCACGAUGGAGCUUCUCCAAGCCCUGAAGGCAGCGGGUAUUGCCAACACCGAUCUGGCUCUCCACUUCCACGAUACAUAUGGUCAGGCGUUGGUGAACACCAUUGUAGGUUUAGAGCACGGGGUUCGGAUUUUUGAUAGUAGUGUCGGUGGGCUUGGCGGCUGUCCCUACUCCAAGGGAGCGACAGGCAACGUUUCAACCGAGGACCUCGUUCAUACUGUCCACGGUCUCGGAAUGCACACUGGUGUUGACCUGGAGGAGAUGUCAAGAAUUGGUGCAUGGAUUAGUGAUGAACUAGGUCGGUAUAAUGAAAGUAGGGCAGGAAAGGCGACAGCUAUGCCUGAACAACCAAUGCUACCUCUCCCAGGAGCGCCAUCUGCCUCAUGGGCACGUUUUCGUGCGCAGCUUGGUGCAUUGUUUCAAGGAGCAGACCCCAAGGUUUGCGUGGCAUUUUGGCUGUUUGGUCUUAUCAACAACGUCCUCUAUGUCAUCAUUUUAUCUGCCGCCCUGGACCUAGUCGGGCCCAAUGUCCCCAAAGGCGUCGUGCUGCUCGCUGAUGUCCUUCCAUCCUUCGGAACAAAACUCGUCGCUCCCUACUUCAUCCAUGCAGUCCCUUACUCCGUACGAAUCGUAAUUUGCGUCUUCCUCUCCGCGCUUGGAAUGCUCGUGGUGGCGUUAAGCCCGGCAUAUGUCGAUGGCGGCACGAUAUCCACUAAGCUCGCAGGAAUUAUUCUGGCGAGUUUGUCAAGCGGCAUGGGAGAGUUGAGCUUUGUUGGGUUGACGCAUUUCUACGGCCCAUUUAGCUUGGCGGCUUGGGGGAGCGGUACGGGAGCUGCUGGGCUGGUCGGGGCCGGUGCAUAUGCACUGGCGACGACAUCCUUGGGUCUGCAAGUGAAAACCGCUUUGCUAACAUCCGCUUUCCUGCCGGCUGUUUUGGCUGUCAGCUUUUUCAUGAUAUUACCCCGAUCGCCGAUGCGCGCCGGGGGUGGGGAUGGGGAGCUACAUGCGAAUGAUAGUGCAUUUGACGAUGAUGGUUUUGAGGAAAGAGAAGGGCUGCUUGGGUCCUCCAUCCAUUCCACGGAAAGUCUCAAAAGCGGACACUCUCGAGGACGUUUAUGGCAAAGUUUGAAAACGAACCUGCGACGCGCGCGGGGACUCUUUUUUCCUUUUAUGCUACCACUCCUCCUCGUGUACAUUGCGGAAUAUACUAUCAACCAGGGGGUAUCUCCGACAUUACUCUUCCCAUUAGAAGAGUCCCCUUUCGAAAAUUUCCGGGCAUUUUAUCCCGCGUAUAAUGCGAUAUACCAGGUCGGAGUCUUCAUCUCUCGCUCGUCUACUCCCUUUUUCCGCGUACAUGACCUCUACCUUCCGUCAUUCCUGCAAGUCAUCAAUCUAGUGCUGCUGACGCUGCACUCCCUGUUUGAUUUCAUUCCCAGCGUCUACCUCGUUUUCCUUGUAGUUUUCUGGGAGGGCCUCCUAGGAGGCCUAGUUUAUGUCAAUACGUUUGCAGAAAUUGGAGACCGAGUACCGCGAGAGGACCGCGAAUUCUCGCUCGGGGCCACCACGGUCAGCGAUUCAGGAGGCAUUUGUAUUGCCGGGUUUCUUGGGAUGAAUGAUCACGUUCUGGGGAGGCCAUCGACCAGAUUCCGAAAGGUUCAGGUGCUUGCUGUAUUCAUAUUCUGGUCCUACUACCUUCUAAGGGGAAAUAAACAUGGCCCUCCCGGCGUUCGAGGCGUUUCAUCCCGCCUCUCGAAGAGGCUGAGCGUUUGGCAAACCACCGUUGCUGUUGUUCUGUGGCUCUACUUCUGUCGGAACUUCGCUAAAGUCGUGGGCCUUGAAUGCCCUGAGCCGUUAGCGAAUCUCUAUUCCCGAUCUUUCUUCCGUGCGACAUGGAUCACAACGGCGCUGGAUGCUGGAUUCUGGACCGCAAUGAAGGUCCGGCCCAAAUGGCUCCGAGAAGUUACGUCCUUGGGCUGCACUGUCUAUUAUCUGUUUGCGGCUGAGCAAGCAGAUGAUAAGGUUCGCCGUGUACGAGCAACACUAACGGUAGAACAUAUGCGGGUAUCAUGGAACAAAGGGACGACACCGUAUCUCUGGGCCCUUGCAGGCCUGGUACGUCCGCGCCUAACCAGAUACCCACCUCGUGCUAUACGCAUUCCCCGGCCCCGACAGUCUAUCUACAACGAGCCCACUGAUGCAUGGCUCUACUUUGACGGGCCUUUGAGUGCACUGAGGGACCAGACUUGUAUUGUUCUUGAUAUCCCCGGAGGUGGGUUUGUCUCCAUGACACCCCGGCACUCGGAGGAUCGAUUACUUGCCUGGGCGGGCAAAACCAAGCUCCCGAUUUUGAGCCUCAACUACAAAAAGGCACCUGAAUACCCCUACCCUUACGCCUUGAAUGAGUGUUAUGAUGUUUACCACUCUAUAAUCACCACGCGCGGUCGCUGCUUAGGACUCGCAGGAGAUGCACCGCCUCGCAUCAUUCUCACGGGCGACAGCGCUGGGGCUAAUCUUGCCGUUGGAACCGCACUGAUGGUUCUCCAGUCUGGACAAAAGGAUCAAUCUUUAGGCCAAGCUCAAAACUCGCUUCCACCACCAGAUGGGUUAGUUCUUUCUUACCCGGCUCUGAACAUGAAGAUCGAGAGCUGGAUGACCGAAGAACAAAUGGCAUUGGUUCAGGACAAGAGCACUAGUCGAAGUGUCAAGCAAAGAAAGGACUCUGACUAUCAACGGCUGACUCCAUUUGCUACUCCGGGCGCAUCUGUUGAUGACCUUCGACAAAAUUCCUACCUCUCUAAGCCGGAUCUAGAGGCGGGCACUCUGGCGGAAGAAACGCCGGGAAUGGCGGUAGAAGAGGAUAAGCAAGAGCCUCCAGAUAUGGAAGCCGCAUACCUUGCAAACAAUCAGCCCAAGAAGAUCCGAACCAAACUGGCAGUGUCAUCCGUGAUAUCUUAUGUCAAUGAUAGAAUCUUAUCGCCGGAAAUGAUGCGGGCAAUGAUUAUUCUCUACAUCGGACCCCACAAUCGUCCGGACUUCAACACAGACUACCUACUGUCACCAAUCCUAGCGCCUGAAGAGCUUCUCGCACAAUUUCCAAAGACAUACAUCAUUACAGGAGAACGAGACCCACUGGUCGACGACACAGUCGUUUUCGCCGGGCGGCUCCGACAAGCCAAGAUGCGCCGGUUCCACGAAAGACAGGAGCUAGGUCUUGAGAAAUCCCACCGAUCAUUCAACGAGAAAGACCAUGUGGAAGUCUCCUUACUCCCAGGAAUUUCACACGGCUUCCUACAGAUGGCCGGGUUCUUCCCAGACAGCUGGAAGCAUAUCAACAGGUGCGCGGCCUGGAUACAAACCCUAGUCAAUAUGGCCGAUAUGAGGAAAUCGCCGUCCAGUCUCGGUAGUUCCGACAGCCCUAAGCUCGACGAUGAGCGCCAGGACUCACCUCGUAACCACCAGCGUACCCUCACCGGUGAAUCUUCCGCAGACGAAGACAAACCACUGGAAAUGAGCAUUGGGAAAUUGACACCUCUAUCCCCAACAGCUCGCUGUGCCAGCGCCCCAGGUUACAGCCAAGAACAACCAAAUGCGGUACCGGAUGAGUUUCAACCCGAACAGCUUCCCGCUACAGACGAGAGUCCUAGACAAAGUGGGACUUCUCGAGGUCGUCCGGCUCGGCCGAAGGGGCUAGGCAAACGGCGACCAUUCGCACCGACAAACAUCAACAUCCAUGAGGAAUGGGCUUCCGAUCCAGUGAGUCCAGCGCAGGAGAGAGAACACAGCUUGCACAGCCUAUCCAGCGAGGAUGACCUCUUGGGUCGGCGGAUGUCUGGGCUGGCUGGUGGGCUGAUGGGGAUAGGCGAGGGUGCUCGGACGCCGUGA